Lentinula edodes (shiitake mushroom) is the source of this 3306-nucleotide messenger RNA. Its product is annotated as protein-tyrosine phosphatase-like protein. The record is from RefSeq and is a predicted model, not a curated record. Bases 1 to 3306 code for a protein of 1101 amino acids. Gene Ontology annotation, biological process: dephosphorylation. The transcript is spliced from 15 exons. NCBI's taxonomy places the organism in Eukaryota, Fungi, Basidiomycota, Agaricomycetes, Agaricales, Omphalotaceae. Gene Ontology annotation, molecular function: phosphatase activity.
AUGCGUUUCUCUACUGCUGCUGCUGCCUUGUUCUCUGCUGUCGCCUCCGUCAAGGCCGCGAACUACAGCGUCAUCGUUGGUUUCAACAACACUUUGGUAUUUAACCCAAACAAUUUGACCGGUGUUGUCAACGGAGAUAGUGUCUCGUUCCAAUUUGCUUCCAAGAACCAUUCUGUUGUUCAAUCCACAUUCGCCGCACCUUGUACCGCAGCUGGUGUUAGCUCUGGGUUUCAGAAUGUUUCGGACCCGAAUGGCCAGACCUUCCCUACCUGGACUUUGACAGGUGAUAUAAAUGUCUCUUUGGAACACAUGAACUUGAAAAUGCAACAGGUCCUUCCUACGACCACACACUGUCAAUCAGGCAUGGUAUUUGCAAUCAACCCCACCGCGGAGAAGAGUUUCGCUGCCUUCCAGCAAGCUGCGAUUGCCACCAACGCCACCUCUCCCACUGGUCAAAACCCUUCUGGAAGCAUAGUUUCUGGUACCGCAGGUGCUACCGACGCAGCGCUAUCAGUUAGUGCAGCACCUUCUGCGACAGCUGCAGGCAGCUCUGCGGCUCCUGCCAGUUCGUCUGCUGUUGCUGCUGCUAAUAGUGCAUCACAUUUGAUGUCCGGAAACUCAAUCAGCAUCCUCGCCGUUGCUGGUCUCGUUGCUGGCUUAGUUUUUGUAGCUAUUGAGGGUAGUACUCUGGUCGAACAUGUCCUAUGCACAAAGGGCGGCACAACAUUUUCUGGGACGAUACAUUUGACGGCUCAUCAUCUCAUUUUUCAAUAUGAAGGGGGUAAAGAGAAGGAGAUGUGGGGACAAUGUCCUGUAACUUUCCACUGUCGGAAUUUUGAGACGCUUUCGUUUGAGUUUUCAGCUGAAUCAGAUGCUGCGGAUGUUUUCGAUAGCGUGAAGGAGCUCACUGUUGCUCCCUCUGUUUACCACCUAUACGCCUUUUUUUAUUCGCCAAAUCCUCCCUUUCCAACCCAAAAUGGUUGGUCAAUAUAUUCUCCGAGGGAGGAAUUUGGUCGGAUGGGUGUUGGUACUCGAACCAAAGCGUGGCGUUUCACAGAUAUCAAUAAGGAUUAUUCUUUUUGUCCUACAUAUCCUGCAAAGCUGCUUGUACCGACAAAGAUUAGCGAUACAACAUUACAGUACGCAGGCAAGUACCGCAGCAAGUGUCGAAUCCCGGUAUUGUGUUAUCUGCAUUGGUCAAGCUAUGCAACUAUUACGAGGUCCAGCCAACCUAUGGUUGGAAUUACACAAAAUAGAUCGAUUCAAGACGAAAAACUUAUUGAAACCAUGUUUCAAUCACACUUUUCGCCAGAAUCCAGAGUCUCCAAUGCGGUAGUUUAUGGCGCCACCACGACCAAUCUUGUGAUCGACGCCAGGCCUACCACCAAUGCGAUGGCCAACACUGCAAAGGGGGCUGGGACAGAGAACAUGGAUCACUACAAGGAAGCUAAAAAGGUUUAUCUAGGCAUUGACCAUAUCCAUACCAUGCGAGAGUCGCUGGGAAAGGUCGUGGAUGCACUACGGGAAGCAGACGCGCUUCUUGCCAGUAUAAACAAUGAUCUGUCCGGUCAGAUCUCUGGAGUUUCUGUUCUUGAUCGAGGAGCACUUCGCCGCUCAGGGUGGCUGCGGCAUAUCUCCCUUAUCUUGGAGGGAACCAUCCUCAUAACGCGUAACGUGCAUGUCAAUUCGUCGCACGUCCUCAUACACUGCUCGGAUGGUUGGGAUCGUACAUCGCAGCUAUCAUCACUAUCGCAACUCUGCCUUGAUCCCUUUUAUCGGACGAUCAAAGGCUUCGAGAUUCUCAUUGAGAAGGAAUGGUCAUCCUAUGGUCACAAAUUUCUCGACCGAUGUGGACACUUAUCGUCCGACAAAUUUUUUGUGUCCAACACAGAAACAAAUGGUAACAGUGGAGGUGCGGACGCUGCGCAGGCUUUCCUUGCCUCAAUGCAGAACCGAUUUGCAAGUCAAAACCAUGUUAAAGAAACUUCCCCAGUCUUCCAUCAAUUUCUCGAAACUGUUCGACAAAUUCAAAGACAGUUCCCCCAGCGCUUUGAGUUCAAUGAACGGUUUUUGCAUCAACUAUACUACCAUCUCUAUUCGUGUCAGUUUGGUACUUUCCUGUUCAAUAGUGAGCGGGAGCGAAGACUGGGAGAUGGGAACGGACCUCCUCCUUGUGACAGAACAGUCAGUGUAUGGGACUUCUUCAAUUCACCGUCGGAGAUGGAGCAAAACCUGAAUGAACUGUAUGAUUCAUCACUGGACGAUCCCGUGAGUCGAAUUCCGGGCGCAGACAUGGGAGUGCUAUUUCCAAAUCCAAAAGAUGUCCGCUUUUGGCAUGAACUGUAUGGCCGGACGGACGAAGAAAUGAAUGGGCGUCAUAUACCAGUCAUCGUCCGUCCAGAAGUCGUUGGUCCAGUCGAGACGGUCGAGGAUGAUCCCGUCAAUCGUAUCGCUACACCAUCCAAUAUACCUUUGCCACCUUCCCCUUCCAAAACGCCCUUGCCCCCUCCAACCCAAACUCUUCCACGUAAUGUGGCUAAUUCGCUGCUUGAAUCCAACGAUUCAUCCCCGUCCACUCCAGAACUAGCAUCACUCAAUCUAGGAUCUCCCUCUGUUGUCGAGAGCUUCAGACCUUUCUUGUCAACGUCCUCUAAUUUCUCAAUGAAGCCUACAUCCUCCCCUACUUCAGACUCAUCCUCGCGUCCUUUAACAAAAGCACAGGAGUUUUUUGCUGGAGGCGGUGUCAAAUCUGUUUGGGGCAAACUGUCUUCUAAUGCCUCUGCUGCAUUUUCGGUAGUCCAAGGGGCUUAUGAUGGUGUCGCAAGAGAUUUGAGUACGAGACCUGGUCCAGCUUCGCCUUUGCCAAGUAGAACAGAAGAGCUUAGUGCUCGCUCUCAUUUGACGAGUUGGGGAGAGGAAGCGCACACAGUAUCAGUCUUCUCUCCUUCCACAUUGUCCUCUUCGAGCCCUCCUGGCGUCAGAAAUCCCUGGGCCACUGUCAACUCGAGCAAGCCUUCAGCAUCGUCUUUGUUUUCACCAUAUGACAAUCCUUGGAAUUCCGCACAAGCUCAGGAUUUAGGCUCGGAGGACGAACCUAAGCCUCCCAGUCCUCUUCCGAUUGACCCUACCGUCUCCGAUCCAAGUUUGCGGGCUCCCGCGAAUUCGAUCGCACGCUCUAAUUCGUCUUCCUCACGACUUGCGGGAAACUUCACGGGCAUAGGGUCUGACGGUGAUAGCGAACUAUCAACACCGUCUCAAGAUCUUUCUUCAGCGUCGACCGAUCCUCUUGGUGUUGGACUUGCAUAA